CCUGCUCCAUCUCCACCAAUCCACACCUCUUCUCCUGCUCCAUCUCCACCAAUCCACACCUCUUCUCCUGCUCCAUCUCCACCAAUCCACACCUCUUCUCCUGCUCCAUCUCCACCAAUCCACACCUCUUCUCCUGCUCCAUCUCCACCAAUCCACACCUCUUCUCCUGCUCCAUCUCCACCAAUCCACACCUCUUCACCUGCUCCAUCUCCAGCUCACAAUCAUUUCUAUAUAUCCUCCGCACCAUCGAGCCCAUACCAGGAGGGAACUGAAGAGUAAGUACACAUUUUCUGAAGAUACUGUAACACCCUUAUAGUGCAAGUUGAAGGUGUGACAAAAACCUGGAGAACCACUGGUUUAAAUGAUUGUAAUUUCAGCAUUUUUUCUCUAUCAAUACAGAGCUUUUGACAUCGCUGUGGCACUUCGAUCCCUACAAUCAAGGGUUCACCAUCUGGCUCCCACAGCCAAUCAGAUAAAUGUUCUUCGCAAUGAAGAAUUUGAAUGUGCCGAGAGAGCCUUCCGGCGACCAGCCUUCAAUCCACAGUCCAAGCUGGACAUCGUUUUCAUAGAUGAGGAUGGUCAAGGAGAAGGUGCCAUCGACGAUGGUGGGCCAACAAGGGAAUUUUGUAGGUUGCUAAUGCAACAACUCCAGGAGCAUCAAAUAUUUGAAGGGCCUCUUGAAGCCCGUACCCUGGCCCUUGACAGUGUUGGUAUGUUUUUUUGUUUGUUUUUUUUCUUUCCAACAAUGUCAGGAAACAUACUCAUUUAAUGUAUGUCCACACUCCACAGCUUUAUUUAACAUUACUUUGAUCAAUUUUAAUUGUCUUUCUUUUAUAGCUCUUCACAACAACACUUAUAGACUUGUGGGCCAAAUGUUGGCAGUUUGUCUCAUCCAUGGAGGGGUGUCGCCACACUUUUUUUCCAAGAGGCUUUUUAAUCAAGUCUGUGGUCUUCCACCUAGUCCAGCAACCAUUGAAGAGGUGGUAGACCACAGCCUUAGGGCAAAACUGGAGAAGGCAAGUUUGGAAGUCAUUACACACUUUACACACCUGUCUCUGGCCAAUAAAUGUUCAAGUAUUUGGUAGUGGCUACUCUCUAUUUCUUUUUAUAAUUUCAGAUAAGCAGUGCAGUAGCGCUACAGGAUGCAAGGCAGGCUGUCAAUGAAGCGGCCGAAGAGUUGGCAAUGAUGGGAGCCCUACGGCACCUCCGCUCGUUGGACCACAGGGGGGAAUUGAUGGAAGCUGUCCUCCAGUUCCACUGUGAAGGCCGAAUCUAUGCAGCCCUCCAACAGUAAGUUGUAUAUUACAAACAGAAAAUGUUAAUUGACAUCAACUGCAGCAAAGCAACUUUACUAGAACCUUGGUGUUCAAAUUACAGUAGUGGGAUUUCUCCUUGAGUUGCUAUUGACACGUGAAGUCAAGUUAUUUUAAAUUAACUAAUCACAAUAUUAAGUACACCAUUUAAAGUAAAUGGUUUCAGGGGAGGCUCGGUGACUGGAACUGAAACCACCAUAUCACCAAGUGAACAUAGAAUAGCCUACAUGUGUGAGUUUGGAGAUACAGUAGUUUUUGGUUCCCCCAUCAGAGUCAGAAACUAAGUCACUGUAGUCAGAAGUCAUGCUAUUUUGGCUCAAAUAUUAAGUGUCUAUGGGAUCAAUUAAUUUAAUCAAGAUCCGAUAGGCAUCCAGGAAUUAAGCAAAGCUUACAAAGUAAACUAAACUAAAGACUUGGUGGGGGGAGCGCUGUUUCCGAAACUUUGUCUGAGGGGAAGCCCGCAGUCUAAGACUUUGAAAACCCCUUGCCCUAGGUGCAUGGUGAGGGAGUAUUGGAGAAUCUUUAAAGGUGUGAAGAGGCAGGGCAGAGGCAAAAAAAUUAAUACCACAAAUCUGAUGACAGCAGGAAAUGGUAGUUGGGGUCUGCUAAUGUAUGAAAGGGCAUUGCUAUUGUGUGUCACCCUGAUGGUGUCUCUCCAGAGGUUGGUCAAGACAAUUUUUUUAUUGAUUUUUGUUUUUUACGCACACACGUGUACAGACUUGCAGGCAGAAAACGAUACAAUUAAAUUUUUAUAUACACACACAGUAGUGCCAAUUCAUAAGUUUAUCUCAUUGCAGUUUUCAUAUAGACAAGGUCUAGACCAUACUCUUAGUAAUAUUUACAGAGACCCAGCAAUAAUAGAACAUGAGGUAAUGGUGUUUUACAAUUUCUACAAUCUUGGGUAACAUUGUAAAAGAACAGAAUUAAAUUAUUAUUUUUUUGCAUCAGAUUCAAAGAAGGACUAACUUCACUUGGUGUCCUGGAUGAAGUCACCUCACAUCCACAAGACUUUGAAAAAGUCUUCCUCCAGGACACAACAACCCUAAAGGCCAGCGACAUUGUGGGGGUGUUCCAGGCCAGAUGCCGAUCCCUCCCAUCAUCAAAUAGGAGGCGGUUGGAAGCCAGGACCAUUGUAUUCUGGAAAGACUGGCUCCUGGAGGUGGAAGGUGGACUUGCUGGACCAAUCACACUGGAGCAGGUCCUAAUUUUUGGAACAGGUCUCCGCAGAAUCCCAGCAAUGGGCUUUUCAGUGCAGCCUGAGCUGGCAUUUUUACACCCUGAAGAUGGACAUGCCAAGUUUCCCCAGGCCAACACCUGCGCGUUGGUGCUACAUCUACCCGUGGGUCAAACCUACAGUAUAUUCAAAACUAACAUGGAGCUUGGGAUAGGCUCUGCACAGCAGUUUGGGUUGGCCUAAAUGGUGUCUAUUUGUCUUUUCACUUUUGGAGUGAAGUUCUCAGGAUUUGUUCAUUUGUUCAUAGUUGUUUUGUUUUUUUCUGUUCAUAUUUUCUGUUCACAAACCUCACAUUAGUUUAGUUUUAAAAAAAGAAGUAAAUUGUAAUUGUCAUGUAUUGGUACAAAAUUUGUAUGAAAAUGCUAACUUAAUAUAAAUACAAUAUUAUGUAAAAUUAUAUCACACAAAGUGUAACCUAUUUAUUGUAGUUGAGUAAAAGUGUGGAUAACUACAUAUAUAUAUAUAUAUAUAUAUACAUACACACACACACACACACUAGUAUUAUAGUGCUUUAUUUCUUUUAAGAAGCAAUUCAAUUGUUUGUUUCAAAUUAAACUGAACCAAUGCUUUAAUGGCCUGUUCCCAUAUACUCCCUCGUUCUGUCCUCAUUAACCGACAGGUUUUGCACUUAUCAAGUUACUUUUAGUGGCUACCAGUGUAACAUUAUUACCAUGACCAGUUAUGAAGUGCCCUAGGUUGUAAUUGACAAAUUGGGCAACUUUAAUCCAGAUCCAACUGUUUGUGGGUUUUGUUGUGCCUUUUCAUGAAAUUAAUUAUAAUAUAAAUUUUAAAUUAUGCUAUAGAGUUUUCGUUUUUAUUAAUCGAGUUUCAACAACUGCCUCUGAUUGGUUAUUCCUUGCCUAAAGUUGGGGUUAGAGUUAGCCAAUCAGGCAGAUUCGGAGGCAGGCCUCGACAGAAAGCCGGUCAAAGCAAGAAGUGUUUUCAGAACUACUAGCAAAAAGUUACUUGUAUACGAAAACUCAUCUGUCUAAAGUGAAUUUGCAUUUCCCAGACAGACAUCUGAAAGAAGUUAUGGCUCGGAGGACCUUCAUCUUGCGGUGCAGGCACAUUCUUCAAGACUGUACACGGCGUCUGUUGAUGGACGAUGUUGGAUCUGGUGUGCAACUCUUAACAUUGACGAGGCUAGAGACAAUGCACAGAAGCCUCCAGUGGGCAAGGGGAAGACUGAUCAAUGUCACAGCUGCAGACCAACUUCUCAGCGACUUGGCUGAAUUAAUUCAGGAGGUCAGAAUGUCUUCUCAGCCCGGGCAACAGGGUAGUUUUGGCUACCAGGCACCGCUGGUUUUGAGUGGAGGUAGAGGUCGACCACAUUACUGUGUCACUCGGGAACAGCUGUCAUUCUUAAGGUCAUGUGGCUUCACUGCACCCCAGAUGGCAGAUAUUCUGCAUGUGUCUGUGCGUACAGUUAGACGACGUUUGAGACAGUUACACUGCACUCGCGCUUCAUUGUAUGCAGACUUGACCGAUUCUGCCCUAGAUGAACAUGUGCAAGACAUUGUGGCUGGCAAUGACCUAGUUGGUCCUGAGGCUGUGAGGGCAUCGCUGCAUGCAAGUGGACUCCGUGUGCAGAGAAGGAGAGUGCGAGCAAGCAUGAUUCGAUUAAAUCCUGGAGCUGCUGCGCUUCGAGCAGUUCUGCAGAGACCAGAGCGACGGUCUUAUCAGGUGGCAGGUCCAAACUCAUUGUGGCACAUUGAUGGAAACCACAAGCUGAUAAGGUGGCGGAUAGUUAUUCAUGGGGCUAUAGAUGGGUUUAGUCGCCUUGUGGUCUUCCUGCGUGCCUCCAACAACAACCGCAGCAGCACUGUGUUGGACAGCUUCAUCAGUGCUGUGAUCCACUAUGGCAUACCCUCCAGGGUCAGGACGGACAGAGGAGGUGAGAACAGCGCAGUCUGGCUGAUGAUGAACAUCUACAGAGGCUUUGACCGUGGCAGUGCUCUCCGAGGCCGGAGUACCCACAAUCAGAGAAUUGAGAGGCUCUGGGGUGAUCUCUGGCGUGGACUGACGAAUGUCUAUUAUGACUUAUUCCACCAUCUGGAGAGCGAGGGCAUCAUUAAUGUUGACAGUGAGAGGGACCUCUGGGCUCUCCAUUAUGUCUAUCUGCCAAGGAUCAACCGGGACUUAAACGACUUUACAAAUCAAUGGAAUAACCAUGGUUUGAGAACAGAGAGACACAUGAGCCCACUACAGAUUUUUGUUAGAGGCUGCCUUGAGCAACAGGGCCGACCAUCAACUGCCAUGCAGGACAUCUUUGUGGCCAGUGCUGCUGGUGGUGGUGGUCAAGAAGCUGCUGCUGGUGGUGGUGGUCAAGAAGCUGCUGCUGCUGCAGCUGGUGGUGGUCAAGAAGCUGCUGCUGCUGCAGCUGGUGGUGGUCAAGAAGCUGCUGCUGGAAUUCCUAGGACAGAAGAGCUGGAGUUGCUGCUAGACUGGCCAGAAAGACGGAUUACUGUGCCUGACAUCCAGUACAUGUUGGAAGGUCCUGUAAUGGAGGAAGUGCAAGCACGGUUCGACCCACUCAGUGGCCCCAGAGGAAAUCAUGGCAUACAGAUUAUCCGUGAUCUUGUAUCCUUUUUGGAUUCAGCGUUGGGAUCACAGGGACUUCACAGAUGAAGGUGUUCAUAUUUGAUCUUAACUGAACUUUCUUUCAUGUGAGUCAUUGAACUUGCUCAGGAAUCCCCAAAAAGGCAGUAGUGAAAAAGAAAUGUAUUGGGUUGGAGGCAGGGAUGCCCAUGUAGGGCUUUUGUACUUUUGACAACUUUUUCCACCACUGUGAAAGACGUACUUUGUAAUCUAUUAAAAUUCUGUCCCUAUUUUCCCUUUUAAAUUCUUCCAUCCACUAGAUACAACGUGGAUGGCACCACUCAGAUGACUGGGAAGCCUAUCUGUCCCCAUCUCUUAAAAGAAGAGUAUCACCACAGCAGCCCCACUGUGCGCAUCCAGCCAGCCAGUUAAAGAGCUGAAGUUCAAACAGCCCCAAGAACUGAAGGUUUUGCCCAAGAACUUCCACUCACCCUACGAUGGACUGGACCACGAGUGAUGCCCGUCACCAGCUGGAGCCUCA
Molecule: messenger RNA, 5626 nt
Organism: Micropterus salmoides (largemouth bass)
Lineage: Eukaryota; Metazoa; Chordata; Actinopteri; Centrarchiformes; Centrarchidae
Exons: 7
Coding region: 3580-5175 (531 amino acids)
Biological process (GO): DNA integration
Molecular function (GO): nucleic acid binding
Source: RefSeq, a predicted model, not a curated record